AUGGACCUCGACGAUCAUCAUAGCCAACUGCGAUAUCCUGUCAUCCAUGGAUAUAGGAUAGGAGAGGAGAUUGGUGGUGGAGGUUUUUCAAAAGUUUUUCGAGCAAUAGACGAUACACAUUCAUCAGUAGCAGCAUGUAAAGUGAUCAAUUUAUUUAUAUCACCUACUUUGGGUUACGGUACACCAAACAUCAAAGAAUUACAAAAAGAAGUACAAGUUCAUAAAGCUUUGAAAAACGAUUACAUCUUACAGUUCAUUCAUUCAGAAGUGGUAGAAAGAGAAAAAGAAAAAUCAGGUUAUGUACCUGGUUUAUAUAUGGUAUUGGAAUUAGCUGUAGGAGGUGAUUUAUUUGAUAAGAUAGCGCCCGAUAUUGGUGUACCGGAAGAUUUGGCAAAAUUUUACUUCUCACAAUUAGCUUCUGGGAUGGAAUUCAUCCAUGACAGAGGGAUCGCACACCGUGAUCUAAAACCUGAAAAUCUACUUUUAGCUGCCAAUGGUAAUCUGAAAAUAUCAGAUUUCGGUUUAUGUGCGGUUUUCAGGCAUAAGGGGAAAACUAGAUUAUUGAGUGGUAGAUGUGGAAGUCUACCUUAUGUCGCUCCUGAGCUAGGUAACCCAGCUGGACAAGGAUACGCUGCUGAACCUGUUGACAUAUGGGGCAUGGGUGUCGUACUUUACACCUUACUUGUGGGGAAUACACCGUGGGACGAACCUUCGGAUGCCUCUCCUGAAUUUUGCGCUUUUCGAACGGGUGAAUUGCUCCAGUAUGAUCCAUGGACUAGGAUUCGAGGUCAAGCAAGAUCAAUCCUACUUGCUAUGUUGAAUGUAGAUCCAAAUGAAAGAAUAACGAUGUCAGGUAUCAAAUCCCAUUCAUGGUGUAUGACACCGAGUCAAUUGAGUCGAGAACAGAUACCGGAAGCUUUGACAUCCGGUUUAGUCUCGAGUGGUAUGAUGAAAGUGGCGGAUCCAAUCAUAUCGAAUUCUGCUUCCCAAGCUUAUGCAGCUAGUCAAAGAGUGAAGAAUGAGAGUCAAUGGGGAAGCCAGUUUAACCAACAGGAAUCGCAAUUCAUGAGAAUGACAGGUAAUAUCACUCAAUCAGGAGCAUUGAACACAUCAACCACUCGAUUCUGGUUACGGCUUACAUCAUCUCAGUCAUACCAACUCUUAUAUUCUUAUCUGAAAGAAGAAGUAGGAGAAUCAAAUAUCCAAUCUUCGGCCGAAAGAGGUUUGAUAAGGAUAAAUAAACCUGCAGGUGGGAAAAGUGUACAAGGUGUAUUUCAGAUCAAAGAUAGUGAUGAAUUCAGUCAAGAUGGCGGUCAAAGUUCCGUUAAUAUGAAAAGGGAGAAAGGAUCGAUCUUACAUUGGAGAGCAUUCUGGUGGACGAUAGUGAGAAAUGGUCAUAUCGAGCCAUACGUUAUCAGAGGUGAUUAG
Messenger RNA from Kwoniella shivajii, 1428 nucleotides. RefSeq lists its product as uncharacterized. Bases 1 to 1428 code for a protein of 475 amino acids. Gene Ontology annotation, cellular component: nucleus; site of double-strand break; cytoplasm. NCBI's taxonomy places the organism in Eukaryota, Fungi, Basidiomycota, Tremellomycetes, Tremellales, Cryptococcaceae. The record is from RefSeq and is a predicted model, not a curated record. Gene Ontology annotation, biological process: protein phosphorylation; mitotic G2 DNA damage checkpoint signaling. Gene Ontology annotation, molecular function: ATP binding; protein serine/threonine kinase activity. The transcript has 11 exons.